Scophthalmus maximus (turbot) is the source of this 3754-nucleotide messenger RNA. It is a transcript of the gene ddx46, whose product is annotated as DEAD (Asp-Glu-Ala-Asp) box polypeptide 46. The transcript is spliced from 23 exons. Lineage: Eukaryota; Metazoa; Chordata; Actinopteri; Pleuronectiformes; Scophthalmidae. Gene Ontology annotation, biological process: mRNA splicing, via spliceosome. The record is from RefSeq and is a predicted model, not a curated record. Bases 145 to 3342 code for a protein of 1065 amino acids. Gene Ontology annotation, molecular function: ATP binding; nucleic acid binding; RNA helicase activity. Gene Ontology annotation, cellular component: nucleus.
GAUGAGUGGUGAAUUGAAAUGUCGCAGUUGUCUUACGCACACGGUCAAGGUUCAAAUACACAAACAUCUCUCCAUAGUACAACGCACGGAACAACCUGUGAACUAAUUGAACUUUUUAUAAGAGAAUAACUCGGCGGAGCAGCCAUGGGACGCGAGUCGAGACACUACAGGAAGCGCUCAGCGUCUCGGGGUCGGUCGGGUAGCCGAUCGAAGAGUCGCUCCCCGGACAAACGCUCCAAGAAAGAUGAUCGGGACCGAGACCGAAGCAGGAGGGAGAGAUCACGGAGCCGGGACCGCCGCAGGUCCCGGUCCCGAGACAGGAAACGAGCUAGGCGAUCCAGGAGCAGAGACAGGAGGAGGUCCAGAAGCAGAGACAGAAGGAGGUCAGGCAGCAGGAGCAGAGCCCGAAGGUCCCGAUCCGCCAGCCCCAGCAAGAGCAGACGAGCAGAUGAGCAGAAGCCAAGGAGCAAGGAGAAAGACAGCAUUGAUCCUAUACCUGACAAGAAAAAGGUUAAAGAAGAGAAGGAGGAUGAGAAAAUUGAGGACCAAGACUUUGACCAGAACAAGCUGGAGGAAGAGAUGAGGAAGAGGAAGGAGAGGGUGGAGAAGUGGAGGGAAGAGCAGAGGAAGAAGGCCAUUGAAAACAUUGGAGAGAUCAAGAAAGAACUGGAGGAGAUGAAGCAGGGCAAGAAGUGGAGCCUGGAGGAUGAUGAGGACGACGAUGAGGAUGGUUCAGCGCCGAUGGAGGCAGACGAUGACGAAGAUGGAGAAGGUAAAGGGGAAAUGAAAGAGAUGGAGAUAAAGGAGGAGAAGGAAGAGGAAGAUGAGAAGGAGAAGGAGACUCCCAUGGAGCCACAGGAGGAGGAGGAUGACGUUGAUCCUCUGGACGCCUACAUGGAGGAGGUGAAACAGGAGGUGAAGAAGUUCAACAUGGGAGGAAUGAAAGGAAACGAUAAGAAAGGAGCAAUGACAGUAUCCAAAGUGGUGACAGUUGUUCAAACCAAGAAAGGACAUCAAACACACAAGAAGAAGGGUGAGCUGAUGGAGAAUGACCAGGAUGCCAUGGAGUACUCAUCAGAGGAGGAGGAGGUGGAUCUGCAAACAGCUCUAACGGGUUUCCAGACCAAACAGAGAAAAGUCCUGGAGCCUGUAGACCACGGAAAGAUCCAGUAUGAGUCGUACCGCAGAAACUUCUACGUGGAGGUACCUGAGCUGGCCAAGAUGAGUCCAGAAGAUGUGAACGCAUACAGGUUGGACCUGGAAGGCAUUACUGUUAAAGGGAAGGGCUGCCCUAAACCCAUCAAGACCUGGGUACAGUGUGGGGUGUCGAUGAAGAUCCUCAAUGCUAUGAAGAAGCAUGGCUACGAGAAGCCCACCCCCAUCCAGGCCCAGGCCAUCCCUGCCAUCAUGUCCGGCCGAGAUCUCAUUGGCAUCGCUAAGACCGGCAGCGGGAAAACCAUCGCCUUCCUGUUGCCCAUGUUCCGACACAUAAUGGACCAGAGGCCCUUGGAAGAGUCUGAGGGACCCAUCUCUGUAAUCAUGACCCCGACCAGAGAGUUGGCCCUGCAGAUCACCAAGGAGUGUAAGAAGUUCUCCAAAUCGCUGGGGCUCAGAGUGGUGUGCGUUUAUGGAGGCACUGGUAUCAGCGAACAGAUUGCUGAGCUGAAGAGAGGAGCUGAGAUCAUUGUGUGCACACCAGGAAGAAUGAUUGACAUGUUGGGGGCCAACAGUGGUCGAGUGACCAACCUGCGCAGAUCUACUUAUGUGGUGUUGGACGAAGCAGACAGGAUGUUUGACAUGGGUUUUGAGCCACAGGUGAUGCGUAUUGUGGACAACGUGCGCCCAGACCGCCAGACAGUCAUGUUUUCAGCCACCUUCCCCAGAGCCAUGGAGGCGCUGGCUCGUAGGAUCCUGUGUAAGCCUCUUGAGAUCCUGGUGGGAGGCCGCAGUGUCGUCUGCUCCGAUGUGGAACAACACGUGUUGGUGAUUGAAGAGGACAAGAAGUUCCUGAAACUGCUGGAGAUUCUGGGUCACUACCAGGAGAAGGGUUCAGUCAUUAUCUUUGUCGACAAACAGGAGCAUGCAGACGCGCUGCUCAAAGACCUGAUGAAAGCCUCGUACCCAUGCAUGUCUCUGCAUGGAGGAAUUGACCAGUAUGACAGAGACAGCAUCAUCAAUGACUUCAAGAAUGGAGCUUGUCGUCUGAUGGUGGCCACCUCCGUGGCAGCCAGAGGCCUGGACGUCAAGCAACUGAUCUUGGUGGUCAACUACAACUGUCCCAACCACUACGAGGACUACGUCCACAGGGCCGGACGCACGGGCCGAGCAGGCAACAAGGGAUACGCCUACACAUUCAUCACAGAGGAUCAAGUUCGCUAUGCUGGUGACAUCAUCAAAGCCUUGGAGCUGUCAGGUUCUCCUGUCCCACCAGAGCUGGAGCAGCUCUGGGCCUCCUUCAAAGACCAACAGAAAGCGGAGGGGAAAACCAUUAAGAGCAGCAGCGGCUUCUCAGGGAAAGGCUUCAAGUUUGACGAAACGGAGCAUGCCCUGGCCAACGAGAGAAAGAAGCUGCAGAAAGCGGCUCUCGGACUACAGGACUCAGAUGAUGAGGAUGGAGCCCUGGAUAUUGAGGAGCAAAUAGAGAGCAUGUUCAACUCUAAGAAGAGGGUGAAGGAUCUGUCUGCUCCCGGGGCGGCUACUGGUCCCUCAGGAGGAAAUGCCAACGCAUCAGCUGCCACUGGAGGAGGAAUGCCAGGCAUCGGACCCCCGUCUGCUGGAAACAUCCAGAAACUGGAGAUGGCCAAGAGGCUUGCGCUCAAGAUCAACGCUCAGAAAAACCUGGGAGCAGAGGCUCAGGACGUGAUGCAACAGGCCACGAACGCCAUCCUGCGAGGAGGCACCAUCAUGACGCCGUCGGUGUCUGCCAAGACCAUCGCGGAGCAGCUGGCGGAGAAGAUCAAUGCCAAGCUGAACUACACCCCGGUGGAGAAGCUGGAGGAGGAGCGGCAGGCAGCCGAACAGGCAGAGACCGUCAAGAGAUAUGAAGAGGAGCUGGAGAUCAACGACUUCCCCCAGACGGCCAGGUGGAAGGUGACAUCUAAAGAAGCUCUGCAGAGGAUCGGUGAAUACUCUGAAGCAGCUAUCACCAUCAGAGGAACCUAUUUCCCUCCAGGCAAGGAGCCCAAGGAAGGAGAACGCAAGAUCUACUUGGCUAUUGAGAGUGCAAAUGAACUGGCUGUACAGAAAGCCAAAACAGAGAUUACACGGCUAAUCAAGGAAGAACUCAUCAGAUUACAAAAUUCCUACCAGCCAACGAGCAAAGGCCGCUACAAAGUGUUGUAGAGGAGAAACCACAGCUUGUUGGAGGAGUUUCUAUUUCUCAACUGUCAUCUUUUUGUUUCAUUCGAUUGGUUGAUUUUAGUCUAUAUUUUUAAUAACUUCAACAACCUAAGUUUAGUGUCUGCUUGUUGGUAUUUUCCCUCUUCCCCCCCUUAGUUUCACGUGAUUUUAUACAUAUAAAAACAACAAAUACCCAAAUGUGAUGCUGUUUCCACCUUCAGAGUCCAUCACAAACCAUCAACAAGCUAAAUACAACAUGUCUUUAAAUAUAAGGCAGAUUUUCUUUAAUGUUGUUGGGUUUUUUUUGUAUGUAAAAGGCCACAUACCAGUCAUUGUCUUCAUGGAGAGAAAUCCUCAGAUGAAAUAUGUUUUUACUUUCCCCCUGAAUAAAACAAGAUGUUGCUAAGGAAGUCAA